UUAUUAUUAUUAGCUCUUCAACAAACGCCAAAAGAAUCACCAAAAGUUCUAUUCAAGAUUGUCACCAAUCAUCCUGAACCAAAGGUUUAUACGUUUCAGUUUAUCUCUCCCAAAGGUCUGAUUGAACGCGAAGGUAUCAAAGCACAAGUGACUGAAUUAUGGGCGAAAGCACGCGGAGCUACACCAUCGGCUAUGGGAACACCAGCACCAUUAACACCAUCCGCUGGAAUAGGAUCACCGGGAACACCAUCAGCAGCAACUACACCAUCAGCAGCACAAUCACCUCUAGGUAAUUCGUCAGUAGCAUCUACACCACAAUUACAACCAUCCACACCACAACAACUACCGACUGGUGCAUCCACUCCUUCUUCUACCGCAGCCACUCCAGCAACAGGAACACCUUCCCCUGCUUCUUCGGGAAUGUCUCUCAGUCGUAAACAGGAAUUCAAAGAUCGCAAAGAACUUUUAUCCAGCAGUCGUGAAUUACAAAAAUUACAUAUGGAACUUGUAGUAUCUGGUAAAAUUGUAUCAGAAGAAGAAUUCUGGUCUAGUGCUUAUGUGAAACGAUAUCGACAAAAACUCAAACUGGAUGCUGUUUCAAGAGAAGGUCGUCUCAAAGGAAGAUCAUCACGUAUGGUGGAACUCAAACCUGGUCAACAAGAAGGUUCGGAUGUCAAGUAUACUUUGACCAGUCAAACAAUACAUAAUAUAUUUACGGAAUACCCCUCAGCCUCUGAAUUCUUUCAUCGAUCACGUACUGGUAGCCGAUCUCAACUCACACCUUAUGAUGACAUAUUUGACCAAUGUCUACAAGAAGAAGAUGAUGAAAACGCCAAAGCUCCUGAUAUCUCAAAAAUGGAUAGAAUUAAAAGAACUAUUGAUUUAGAGGCAUCUAUUGAAGAUCAUAUAGAGGGUGGCAAUGCUCCAGACUUCACUAUGGUGGCAGGUCGAAAUGCCCAAAUCUUACCAUUAAUUCGACGAUUCAACAGACAUGCAAAUUUGACAAAUGAUGCACCGCCUGAAAAGAUUAUAUUGGAUAUUCAAGAUACUUCACGUUACUUUGAAAGUCAAAGCAAUGAACAAAAAACAAAUCAAAUUGAUCUCAAGGUAAUAAGGAAAAAAAAAAAAAAAGAAAUUGGGAAUCAAAUAGGAUAA
Halteromyces radiatus is the source of this 1155-nucleotide messenger RNA. RefSeq lists its product as uncharacterized. Gene Ontology annotation, cellular component: transcription factor TFIIH holo complex; transcription factor TFIIH core complex. Gene Ontology annotation, biological process: nucleotide-excision repair; transcription by RNA polymerase I; transcription by RNA polymerase II. The record is from RefSeq and is a predicted model, not a curated record. The transcript has 5 exons. The annotation marks the transcript as partial. NCBI's taxonomy places the organism in Eukaryota, Fungi, Mucoromycota, Mucoromycetes, Mucorales, Cunninghamellaceae.